Molecule: messenger RNA, 1500 nt
Organism: Parathielavia appendiculata
Lineage: Eukaryota; Fungi; Ascomycota; Sordariomycetes; Sordariales; Chaetomiaceae
Exons: 1
Coding region: 383-1474 (363 amino acids)
Biological process (GO): carbohydrate metabolic process
Source: RefSeq, a predicted model, not a curated record
UGUCACCCAAAGUUGCUGAAUAGUAAAGCAUCAUAUCUGAGUCGCCGUCUCCGCGAUGGAUUUCCACGAUACAACAGCGCCGUUCUGGCUACAUUCAACCCCAUUCCGCAGCGAUUGCUUUCUGCUGGAUCUGACUCGUGCUCCAGACAGACGACAGGGAAAAUGAGAGAGUAAGUAACAUUGGGGAACCGUUGGGUCUCAGGUCGUGCUUUGACCUGGCAACUCAAAGAUCGUAAUCGUGACGUCCGAAAUGUGUCACGCCAGUCUUCCAGCCUAGGUCAUCACUGGCGACAAUUGCCCCAGUUGCUCAUACUAAUCUUACGACUGGCAACAAACGAGCUUCAUUUUCAGCAUCCUCAGACCACUGAGGAAGACCUUGAAGAUGACGGCUAAUCGAAGCAUUCUCCACUUCACCGAGGCCAUGAGCUUGGUCUACGGGAACUUCGAACAUCUUUCGGAAGAGGCCGCCGCAAGGUGGAUCGCUCCGGACAAGCCCGGUGCCGGGGGCCAUCGGGGCCGGUACCUCUGGACGGAUGCCUUUGGCGUUGUCAACUUCAUCACCCUGUCCAAGGAGACUUCCUCGCCCAUCUACCUGACCCUCGCCAAGCAGCUGGUCGAAACUGUCCACAAUGUCCUCGGCUAUACCCGCGAUGGCACCACGCGCCUGCCCCGAGCUACGGACGACGAACCCCUCGUCGGCGGGUUGCGAAUCGGCAAGCUCGCGUCGCACGGCGCGGAUGGCGAUGGCCAGUACCACCACUAUCUCACACUCUGGAUGUUUGCCCUAAACCGGCUGGCCGUGGCGACGGGCGAGAGAGAGUACAACCAGCUCGCGGUGCAGCUCGCCAAGGCCGUCCACCCGCACUUUGUCGUCCGCAGGGAUGGAGAAGCCGUCCGCAUGGCGUGGAAGAUCUCCACCGACAUGGAAACGGUGCUCGUCCCUUCCGAGGGCCACCUUGACGCGGCGACGGGGUUUGUCGUCUACCGCCUGCUGCAGCGCACGGUAGACGAUAUGCGCGGUCCGCCGGGUCUGCUGAGGAGGGAGAUUGCCGACUACCAGCAGCUGAUGAGCCGAGGCGGGAGGUUGCAGGCCAGCCGGGACCCGCUGGACUUGGGCAUGGGAUUGUGGAUGUGCCACUUCUUCAAGAACGAGGACUGGGCGAGGGCGCUGGGGAGCCAGAGCAUCGAGAUGGCGAGAACCAUGUUGGAUAAGAAGACAGGGCUGAUGACGAGGGAUGCAUCGAGGAGGCUGGCAUUUCGAGAGUUUGGGGCCUGCCUGGGGCUGCAGUGCUACGGGGCCGACGAGGAGACCAGGAGGGGCGUGGAGGCGGUGGUGAAUUUCUGGCAUCGAUACCUCGAGGAGUCGACAGAUGAGGACCUGCGUCCCAUUUCGUUGGUCAUGUAUGCUGCGGCGCUGAUCCCUGGAGGUAAGUUCUCCGUGAUGUGUCUGCGAACAGUAGGUGCUUGCAGCUAACCCGUGUUUCAUCCAGCCUGGCGGGA